This is a messenger RNA of Nylanderia fulva, 4068 nucleotides long. It is a transcript of the gene ago, whose product is annotated as F-box and WD-40 domain protein 7. NCBI's taxonomy places the organism in Eukaryota, Metazoa, Arthropoda, Insecta, Hymenoptera, Formicidae. Gene Ontology annotation, cellular component: cytoplasm; nucleus. The record is from RefSeq and is a predicted model, not a curated record. Gene Ontology annotation, molecular function: ubiquitin binding. Gene Ontology annotation, biological process: proteasome-mediated ubiquitin-dependent protein catabolic process; ubiquitin recycling.
UGUGUAUUCACUGUGCAGUGCUGUGUGAAGGAGUCGGGUGGUGCGGAGUUAGUGGCUGAUAGCGCGCCAGGAGGCCACCCUCGAUGGAUUCACGUCGUUCGUCGCGUCGUUUACGUUCGCCGUCAUCCGUCAACCCGCAGACGCUCGUUUAAACCCUCGGCCCUCGCCGUCCCUGGCACGAAAUCCUCAUCGCCCUUCGCGAUUCUAACCUAAGAUAGUCGCCCACACACGACGGCCCGCCGCACGCGAGAGAGAGAGAGAGGACACGAAUGCCAUGCUCCUUUGAUAGAGACAGCACCACGUCGUCGUCGUCGUCGUCGUCGACCCGGACGGGACUCCACGCGCAUCGCCGGAGAGACGUCGUCGUCCAUCGACCAAUAAGGGCCCCGACGACCGGGAACGGCGCUCGUCCUAAGUGCAGUUACUAUAUCCAUAAACCUAAUACUAUCGCUGUGUAUAGUAAUGUCUAUCCCUCCUUCAUCCUCCAACAAUAUAUCUGACAAUAAUAAACUAGGCGGUGCCAGUCCUAGUCCAAUCGAAGGCAUUGAGGGAAUUCCUGGACCCAGUUCCUUGGAUCCUAUGAAUUCUGUGUUGCCACAAGACGAGGAAUCUGAGGAUUAUGGAGAUGACGAAGAUGAGGGUGACGAAGAGAGUAGUGAAGGAGAAAGUGAAAUUAGCGACAGUGGAUUGUUCUGCGAUACCGAAUGUACAGCAGAAGUUGAGAGCAACAAUGGUCAAUCACCUGUAUCGCAAUCUCAAAUGGUUCUCCCUGAACAGAGUCCAGUGCCGCAUAAUAAUAUGUCAUCAGAUGUUGCCCAGCCUCUUAGAAAGCGAAAGAGUGAAACAGAAUGUUGCCUACCAUGUAAAAAACUUAAUCCAGAGGAAAAGUCUCAUACAAUGGCUACAAGAAAAUUGGACGAUAAAGGUAAACAUGUGAGAUGUGUCAUUCCUACCAAGGAUAAUCCUCCUCCAGAACUAAGUAGUUGGCUUUUGCAAUUUCAGAGAUGGUCAAAUGCAGAAAGAAUGUUAGCAAUAGACGAAUUAAUAGACAGAUGCGAGCCUACGCAGGUGCGUCACAUGAUGCAGGUGAUAGAGCCACAAUUUCAGCGAGAUUUCAUAUCACUUCUGCCGAAAGAGCUAGCGCUAUCGGUGUUAGCGUUCCUAGAGCCAAAAGAUCUCUUAAGGGCGGCGCAGACUUGUCGAAAUUGGCGAUUCCUAGCCGACGACAAUCUACUUUGGAAAGAAAAGUGCAAAGCGGCCGGCAUAGAUGAUCUAAAGGAUCUGCCAUCGCUGAAGCGCAAAAACUGCCGUAGCGGCAGUCACUCGUCGCCCUGGAAGCAGGCUUAUAUGCGGCAACAUAAUAUUAAAAUGAACUGGAGAACGAAACCGAUUCGUACACCGAAGGUGUUGAAGGGUCACGACGAUCACGUUAUUACAUGUCUUCAGUUCUCCGGCAACCGGAUAGUUAGUGGUUCUGAUGACAAUACUCUCAAAGUGUGGUCCGCUGCAACGGGCAAGUGCUUACGGACAUUAGUCGGACAUACUGGUGGCGUGUGGUCUUCGCAGAUGUCUGGCACGAUCGUUAUCAGUGGUAGUACGGAUCGUACUUUGAAAGUGUGGAAUGCAGACACAGGUCAUUGCAUUCACACUUUGUACGGUCACACGUCGACAGUGAGGUGUAUGCAUUUACAUGGUAACAAAGUCGUCAGUGGUAGUAGAGACGCGACACUAAGAGUGUGGCAAGUGGACACGGGGGAGUGCUUGCAUGUGCUCGUGGGGCACCUAGCGGCGGUCAGAUGUGUGCAAUAUGACGGGAAGUUGGUGGUCAGUGGUGCCUACGACUACAUGGUCAAAGUUUGGAAUCCAGAGCGCGAGGAGUGCCUUCAUACUUUACAAGGACAUACCAACCGCGUUUAUUCCCUCCAAUUCGACGGUGUGCACGUUGUUAGCGGAUCGUUGGACACGAGCAUAAGAGUGUGGGAGGUAGAAACUGGUGCUUGUAGACACACUCUAAUGGGUCAUCAGUCUCUCACCUCGGGAAUGGAAUUGCGCAAUAAUAUUUUAGUAUCUGGCAAUGCUGAUUCUACAGUUAAAGUGUGGGACAUUGUUAGCGGUCACUGCCUUCAAACUCUCUCCGGUCCGAACAAGCAUCAGUCAGCGGUCACUUGCCUUCAGUUCAAUAGUCAUUUUGUGAUUACGUCCUCUGACGAUGGUACAGUAAAACUCUGGGAUGUUAAGACUGGUGAUUUUAUUAGGAAUCUAGUUGCUCUCGAUAGCGGGGGUAGCGGUGGUGUCGUGUGGAGAAUUCGAGCGAGUGAUACGAAACUAGUGUGUGCAGUUGGUAGUCGAAAUGGUACCGAGGAGACGAAACUGCUUGUCCUCGAUUUCGACGUUGAGGUAAAAUAGUGCGCUUCAUCACUUGGAUACAAACGCCACCCUUGUACGACUUCUGUACAUAUACUUUCAAUUAAGUAGUCUAAAAACUAAUCUACACUGUACAUGUAUUACAUGGUGUGAUUGUGAUAAGACUGUGUACACGUCGUAAAUAUCGAGUGAAAUUUUUUUUGUGAAAUGGGAGGAUUCGGAAACGAAUGAGAGAGCGUGAGUAAUUGAGAGAGAGAGAGAGAGAGAGAGAGAGAGAGAGAGAGAGAGAGAGAGAGAGAGGAGAGGAAAGAGGGGGGAGGGGGAGAUAUAUGUAGUGUAUGAUCUCCAGAUGGAUUAAAGUGCCCGUCGAAGAAUUAUAAUUAUCGUUUUGUCGGUGCGCGCGCGUUGUGGUGUACAAAUGUGAGAUUUAUAAGACUCAUAAACUUACGGGAAAAAAACUGAGGAGCUUAUCAGUGUACUUCUGAAUUUUCGCUGUUAUAAGGAUUCAGUGGAAUCAUCAACGAUGUAAAAGUAGCAAACAUCCCUAAUUCGAAAUUAAUUGUAAAUAUAACAGGUCUAUUAUGUGGGCAUUUAGGAAUGUAUUUGUCAAUGAUGACAGACUGAAAAUGAUAAGACGACUGAGACAUACUGAAACUACAAGACAAAAAUGACAUAUUUGAAGAAUCUCAUACUUCCUGGAGUAAAAACGAGGAGAUUAUCGACAAUUUCAACACAAUUAUUUGGACUACGAAUUUUUUUUCCGAGAAAUUUCAAACGUGUCUAUAGAUCAAAACAUAAAUUUUAUAUAAUUUAUUGUCGAUUUAAUCGAUUCGCGUGUCAAACUGAUUGUUUUGGCUGCAACAUUUCCUAAUCAUGUAACUUUAGACUUUAUUAGUUAUCUGUACAAACAUCGUGAUCUGGUUAAAAACAAAUAUUUUUAUAAAUGUUUACAAGCCGUGAUAUUUUCAUAUUAUUGACAUUUACUAAAGAGCAUGAAAUGCCAAAUGGAUUACGAAGCAAUCCAAAUUAAGAAUGUUUUUUUUUUUACAGUAUACUUUUUCAUUGUAUUGUAGAAAUCUUCUGUUUUAGAAUUAUCGAGAUUAAGCUAAUCCUUUAUUCUGAAAUUUUCUACUUUGUCUCAUUCUAUGCACAAUCACAUAGUGAAUGUAUAAUAGGAAAACAGCAGAGAAGAAAUUUUCAGUUUUUAUAAAGAUAGCUCUAGAUUAAAGAUCUAGAAUACAAGAUUCCUUUUUCAACAUUGCAUGUUUCGCUCUGCCAAUGGUGCAAUAUAAUAAAAAUAGCACAUUUGUUCACGUGCAAUACAGAUUUACAAAACAGUGAACUAAUACAAGCUUGUAAAGCAGUAUAGUUACUUUUUUUUAAAUAUUUUUGUCAAUUGCAAAGGAACUUAUUAAAGAAAGAAUAUUUGUAUUAGCCAGAUCUUUUCCAUUUAACACAAAUUACAUAAAGGGGACUUAGAUCAUCAUAUUGAUUGGCAAAAUUUACAUUGGAUUCUACUGAAUCAUAUCAUGAAUAGCAUUACCUAUAAUGCAAUUUGUGCAAAUGCAUCUUUAUUAUUGGACCUAGGUUAGACUAGGUGUCGUGUUUAUUUGUAUAUUGCUCAAUAGUUUAUAUUAUAAGAAUGUGUUACCUGUUGUAUCAUUUUUUUAUAAGAAAUAGAAAAAAAUGUUGCUACAUAUUUUA